AUACUAUUGAAGUACAAAGUAGUAAAAGUUCCCUGAACGACAGCUGUUGGCAUUUCGUGGAGGUCAAACGAAGAAAGUCGCGAUUGACAUUGAUUGUUGGCAAAGAACGGACGAGUAGCAAUUCUUCGACUAGAGAGUUCAAGGUACUUAAUCUAAAAAAUCAUUCUAAUGUUAUAUACUUCGGUGGUGGUCCAGCGAGGAAGCUACAUGGAAAGUCAAAAUCAAAAACACUGUCAUUUAACGGCUACCUCCGCAAGUUUCGAUUUGAGGGAAUGGAUGUUCUGGAAAAUGCACUGUCAAACACAAAUGGUUUUUCUUCCACUGAGGUGAAUCGUGUAUCGUCAGUUAACAUUAAUCUGAUAGAUGCAGAGAUGAAUUGUGAGCCUGAUGAUCCUUCGUCAGGAGAUUGCACCAGUGACGAUGAUGACUCAGAAAUGUGUACAACGUCAACACCGACACCUACCGCCGAGCUGACAACAAGAGAGCCUGAGACUUCCGCCCCGUCAAGUGACCCUCCUGGUGGACCAAAUACCCCAACAAAGGCGAAUGCAAAAUUACGCAAUCCGACACCAAGGCCCAGAGGUGUAUCCGCUUGGGUUAUCAUUCUAAUAGUACUCGGAGCAAUGGCUAUCGUUUUCAUUGCGGUGUUUUUACUUUACCGCUGGAAUCAUCGCUAUUCGGGCUCAUUUAAACCCAGUAAAAAUGAAGAGGGACAGACUCAACAGCCAGGGUCGGAUACAGCUGAGCAGCAAUUCCGAACGUACAAUCAACCGGCGUUUUUCGUAUACAAGCCUCCCAAAAAACCUACUGCUGACAGUCCAGUGUCGAUUUAGAACUGUAGUGUAUUAAACGUAGCACGCGGAGCUGAUUGCCAACAUUCUGCAUUGGUAUGAAGUGACGAAUGGUGUCACACUUAAGAAAACAGAGAUAUAUUCCCUUGUAUCCAUAAAAAAAUGGAUGGAUCGACGAUUUUACGGAGAAAUUGUGAACCACAGAGAAAAUUUACACUCAUUUUCUUCAUUCUCAUUCUCUGUCCUCUAGACAGUAGGGAAAUUGGAAGGAAAGCUAAGGCUCUGAUCCGCUAUUGGAGUGAAAGAACUCCCAGCUUCUCUGCAUAAAAUACUGCAACUUUGAGCACCAAAGCCUCACAAAACUCUACAAGAGCAGAAUAUUCCUUAUGUUCUAAUACAAGUAAAAUGGUUGGGAAAUUUGGUAACAUCUAUCAAAGCUUAACCCAAUGACCGCUGAAAGAUUGAAAAGACUUCAUUUAACGAUGUAGCCUGCCAUUUGAAAAUAUGCGUUGUUAUGCUUGCAUUUACAACAAAAGGAAGCAAAACAGAUAAGUACCGGGUCUGUCUACGUGUCAUGAUAAUUUUGUUUGCAUGAAACAUCUCAAAAAUUGUCUGACGACAGAGAGCUUCAGCCGGCUUAUCUCACUGUUCAUGGUGCGGCAAUAAGAUAUUAUUUUUCUCGGUUCCCAUAUUAACUACUGAAACUACCAUUGAAUGUUAAUUAACCGAAUACUUGACAAUUAUUCCACGAGCGCGCGUUGGAUAUGAGAUGAUAGAUAGCCAACGAGGCGCGUAGCGCCGAGUUGGC
This is a messenger RNA of Stylophora pistillata, 1599 nucleotides long. Its product is annotated as neurexin-1. Lineage: Eukaryota; Metazoa; Cnidaria; Anthozoa; Scleractinia; Pocilloporidae. The record is from RefSeq and is a predicted model, not a curated record.